This is a messenger RNA of Tribolium castaneum (red flour beetle), 855 nucleotides long. RefSeq lists its product as uncharacterized. Bases 392 to 796 code for a protein of 134 amino acids. The record is from RefSeq and is a predicted model, not a curated record. The transcript has 2 exons. Lineage: Eukaryota; Metazoa; Arthropoda; Insecta; Coleoptera; Tenebrionidae.
CCAUUGCAAAAAAUUGCGGUUUGUUUGUUAUUAAUUCACUAGGUCGGUACUUUCACAAUGCAAUAUCAAAUCUUACGUAAGAGUAAUGGAUAAAAAGUGCAUUAAAAUUAUGCCCAAUUACUGCCAUUCCCUAAAAAGCCAAAAAUUUUGGUCCUCACAAGGCACCAAGAUUUCGAAUAAAAUUGCAGCCAAAGGUGAAUUUUCUCACAUCGCAUCAUUAAGUUAAUUGAGCAAUUAAUGUAAUUCACUUGGCGGAAUUCGCCACUUUGGCACCGUCGGCCAUCGGUGUCGAAAACAUUGUACAAAUUUCAGGUCGGUAUUAAUUUGUUUUGAAGUCGCAUUGGCAAAUAGGUACCUACCCAUUUGUGCAAUAAUUACUCUCCAUUACUCAAUGUUUCCACUUCUUUCGGCCGAUCGGAGUACUCAUAGAGCACACGUACUUUCUCUUCAUUUUGUGGUGACACUUCUAACACAAACUACCCGCCUCAAAAUGUGUACUCCAAUUAAGAUCCUAGUGUUGCUCAGUUUAGUGUCGUAUAGUGUAUGUAGUGUGAAAAUAGUCAAGGACAUAGUGCAGUUUAACGUGGCUGGUCAUCCCGUUCUUCACAAGGAGACAGAAUGGGAUUUUGAUCCAGACGUUGCCAUAAGACGCUCCAGACAGUACCAGGAGCUCAACGGGAGAUACGGUGCCAAAGCGAUUGAGAGACUGGGAUUAGGGAUAGAUGGCUAUGAUAGGGAACGACUGGCACAGCAAAGGCUGCGAGACGAAGGCCAUUUGAACGGUCUGACGGAAUAGUGUUAGUUAUUUAUAGUUUGUUACAAAAAUUGUUGAAAAAAUAAAAAAUCAUAAAACAG